AGUUUUUUAGAUUGCAAUGCGGUGAUAUGGUUUUAAAAAGACAUUUUUUUUUAGUUAUUAAGGUACUCCAAGGAUAAUCUUAUCGCCGGAGCUUGUUUAAACACAUCCGAGGAGCAUUUAAUUAGGAAGUUCACGGCUCCUUCCAUAUCGAUGUCAUUUCGUGGGUUUAAGCCAGCAUCGAAAUUAAACCUCUUGGUUCUGAGUCAGAACUAUUACCACUGCAACAUGGCUUAAUAGUUGUCAAUUUUGCAAUAGAACUCAAAAAAAGGGUUCCUGCUCCUGCGCAUUUGCUUUAUUUUUUCAAAACAAGGAUGGUCUAAAAAAUGAUGGCACUAACUUGAGAAAUAUUUUAAAAUUGUUAAAUUAUAAAUGGGCUAUAAUUCAAAUGACGAACGUGCUCCAAAAACUGUUUAUAAAAUUGAAACAGAGGAAAUAGAAGUUAAACAAGAGAUGAGUAAAGAAUACAAAAAGAGAAGAAAAGCCAUAAACCGUGAAGAUGCAGAUUCAAAUAAUCGAUCAAACGAAAAUGUAUCCCCUUUAGCGGACACUUCAAUAAAAGAGAAAAAAAUAACAUUGAACGAAAAAAAUGAUUAUCAGCGAAAACGUAGUAAACUUAAUAAUAUUCUUUUUCGAUUGGAAAAGAGAAAGAAAACAGAAAACACUCAUGAAAAAUUAAGAACAGAAAUUAAGGAGCUUGAUGAAAAACUUCAUGAACAAGACAAACCAAAUCAAAAUAUAUUUAAGAAAAGAAAGAAUACAAAUAAAAAUAGUGAAAGUAAAGAGCAUGAACAAAAGGUUUCACAAAUACAACGCCGUCUUGUUGCAAACGCAAGGGAACGGUCACGCGUUCAUGCUUUAAGUAAUGCGUUUAAUUUGUUAAGAACGUCUAUACCUAGUUAUUCACCGGAACAAAAACUUUCAAAACUAACGAUUCUCAGAGUUGCUAUAAACUAUAUUAGCGCACUUGAGGAGAUUUUGAACGAUAAUCCUUCAAUUCAUAAUUUUGCUGGAUUUGUUGAUGAAUGCACGUGUAUAUUGCAGACAGAAUAUGGAAGGUCCAAGUUUUUAAACUAUCAAGAUAAAUAUAAGAAUUAAAAUAAUAA
Messenger RNA from Hydra vulgaris (swiftwater hydra), 1103 nucleotides. Its product is annotated as basic helix-loop-helix transcription factor amos. NCBI's taxonomy places the organism in Eukaryota, Metazoa, Cnidaria, Hydrozoa, Anthoathecata, Hydridae. Gene Ontology annotation, molecular function: protein dimerization activity; E-box binding; DNA-binding transcription factor activity, RNA polymerase II-specific. Gene Ontology annotation, cellular component: nucleus. The record is from RefSeq and is a predicted model, not a curated record. Gene Ontology annotation, biological process: positive regulation of transcription by RNA polymerase II; sensory organ development; axon development.